Messenger RNA from Ceutorhynchus assimilis (cabbage seed weevil), 9025 nucleotides. The record is from the annotation of a GenBank genome assembly. NCBI's taxonomy places the organism in Eukaryota, Metazoa, Arthropoda, Insecta, Coleoptera, Curculionidae.
GUAAGAUAAGAAUUUGUGUUUCUAUUCAAAAAAGUGUUAAAUUUUUAACAAAAACUUGGAAAAAAACCUGGAUAUCAUCAUAAUAUUGUCUAUAUGUUAACGAGUGGUAAAUCUAAUUGAAAAAAUGAAGAACAAAUCGACCAGGCAUAAGGAUGUCAACACUUUUAAGUUUCAACCUUUCUCAGAGAGAAUAUCAAACAUCGACGUCGACAUAUUCCAUAAAGUAAACCACGAAUAUGAAUCCCAAGAGGAGGAAGGUGAAAGCCAUUUUCACCAAGCGAUUCAAAAAUGGAACGUCCUAAACUUAACAGAGGGCUAUGACAAAUUCAAAAAGAAUAUUAAAGCCCACAGUUAUAUUACUUUGCCUCAAGUUUUGUUAGGCAAAAAUGAGAUUGUUGAGGUGCUAAUUCAAUAUUUGAACGAGCCCAAUGUUUUAUAUUUGCAACCGAUUUUAGAAGUUGUAAUUGCAGUAGCUCAAGACUUACAAAAAGAAUUUUAUAUUUACUACCAAAGAUUUUUGGAAGUUAUUAUAAAUCUUUUGAAUACUAAAGAUACAGAACAACUAGAAUGGACAUUUACUUGUUUGGCUCAUUUGUUUAAAAUUCUAUGGAGGCCCAUUAUAAAGAAUAUUAAUGAAGUUUUUAGAUCCCUUUUACCUCUGUUGUCUGACAGUAAACCUGAAUAUGUUAAUUCGUUUGCUGCUGAAAGUUUUGCCUUUGUUGCCAGAAAAGUUAAGGACAAAACUGCAUUUUUGGGACUACUGUUGAAAGCUGUACAAAAAAACAAAGAUGGAAUUUCUGGUUGUGGCAAACUUUUAUUUGAAGUAAUCAAUGGCGUCAAUGGACAAUUUCACAGUUGUGCCGAUCAAUUUCUACCAUUCUACUUUGAAUCUUUGUGGAAUGAUCAAUUCCCUCGAGAUGUUUUGCAUGAAAUAUUGGAAAAAAUAAUUUUGAAUAUUGCUAAUAAUAUUCAUUUUCAAAAAAACAAAUUAGUUUGGGAUACAUUGCUCAAGAAUUUGAGUGAUGUUGAGGAGAAAUAUAAACUGGAUAAUACUAGUGAAGUUGUAUUGAAUAAUUUUGAAAUACUCUUGCAACUUAUGGGACAAAUGAUCGAAUAUAAAAGUGGGAAACUGGUGCAAGAUUCUACAGUAAUUAUACAACAGCUAGUAAAAGUGCUAGCAUUAACUAAUCUAAGAGAGAGUUUGCUUAUUAUUAUCGUACAACUAUCUAUUUCAAUACUUUUAUCAAGAAAUAUAAGGUUGCCCCAAGAACAAGCUUCACAAAUUAUAAGAAAAAUUUUGUCUUUAGAAGAAAAGAAAGUAUUAUUAUAUUUUGUGGAUAAUGUCAAUGAUAGCUCAUCAUUCGAAACAAUAAUUUUGCCAGCAUUUUUGAGAAAAUGUAGCUUGUACGAUUUUGAUGAAGAUUGUUUAUAUACUUUAACCAAGUUGGUUCUAAAAAAGGCUCAUCUGUGUCAAUCUGGCAUCAAUUUAAUACAAUGGAAAAAGUAUGCGCUGGAUUUUAAAGAAUUUAAUGGGGAAAUUUUUGAAAAAUUAAGUUCCUUUAUGAAUAUGGAAAAUUUAGAGAAAUACUUUUGUGCCUUAGUAUGUUUCCCACAUUUAGAACUAAAAGCAGAAAAAAGAAAUUUAGUUUUAAAUAAAUUAAAUGACAAUAUAAAGCUUUUAACAAAUAAAUUAGGCAAUACCGAUAAUCUAAAAGGCUGUUUGUUUUGGAUAAAUAUUUCAUUAGAAGCACUCAUUAAUCUGGAAGGUGGAGCUGAAGUAUUGGAAAAAAAUUUCGAGAAUUUAUACAACACACUACUUCAAUAUGCAGCAAAUGUGGAUUAUUUAUUGGCAUUGAAAUCUUUAGAUCUAAUUUUCACAGCCUUGAAAGAAAGCAGUGACGUUAUAAAUAUGGGAGUGCUGAGCAAAUUAAAUGGAGUUUGUGAAUGUAAUUUUAAUAGCCCUUAUCAUGAGCAAAGGCAUCUAACAUCUCACAUAUACACGCUGUUUGAAACCCUACCAGAAUUUCAACUAAAACACACGGAUAACCCUGAAGUUCCUGCAGAACCUUUUAAAAUAUUCUCCCUUAUUCACCAAGUUGAAUCAAUAGAACCUUUAGUGCAAACUUACCGAGACCAAUUGCAAAGGCUGGAAAAACUUACCUUCGACAAACCUCAAAUGAUCAUGUGCAACAAGACUGAUUUUAGGCUUAUUCCGCUACGCUAUUUGUGUGGAGUUUUGUACAUGAACUUCAAGUUACUUUGGGAGCCUGUUAGUAAAAUUAUAGAGUCUCAGGCUCAUGGAUUGGAUGGAAAUCUUUUUUGGGACAUUUUUGGUGUAGAAUUAAAGCAGGUUGUAGAACAUAUAAAAGUCAAGCCUGAAAUUAAAAUUGAUGUAAUAGUGACUGAUUUUGAUGUUUUGGGAGAUUAUUAUCAGGAGUCUCAAAAAGUUAGUAGCAAAUGUGAUUUUGUAAAUUAUCGACUAUUGUUAUGGAAAACUUUGGGACUUUGUGCUGAUAUAGCUGAAGCUAGAACCAGAGAUGUUGCUCAAUUACUAUUAGAUUUUAUCGAAAAGGAAUAUACAAAUACAAAUGCAGAAAUGGCUACAACUUGUAAUAUAAAAACAUUUUCAGAGGAAGAAAAAGAGCUUGAUAAUUCUGUUGUAAAAAGGGAUACAGAAUCGGGCAAAUUGGGAAAGAAAAUUACAAUUAGAACACUACUUCUCAAGCUAUCAGUAUUUGCCCAAUUUAAAAGUCCCAAAUCAAUGUAUCGAGAAUCAGAAUUGUACAGAUUAUACUUUGAAUUUUUAAAGCAUAAAAACCCAGAUGUACAAAAAGCUGCCCUAAAUUGUCUGAUGACUUAUAAAUUCAAGUAUUUACUUCCAUAUAAGGACCAUUUAUAUAAUCUUGUAGAUGAAAAUAAUUUCAAAAAUCAAAUAUCCAAUUUCCGAAUAGAUAAGGAAAGUACAGAAAUUUUGGUAGAUCACAGAGAAAAUCUUAUUCCUGUUGUUCUACAAAUAGUCUUUAGUAAAAUGAGCACCAAAACCGGUAUGAGAACUGGAGGCAAAGCUUCAGGACAAAACAGACGAAGCUUGAUCUUGAGAUUUUUAGCCGGAUGUGAAGAAACUGAAAUGCUUAGCUUUGUACAAAAAUCUUUUGCAACUUAUAGUAAAUAUUUGCAAGAAAACGAUUUGGAUUUAAUAAAAUCAAUAGUGGAAAAUGUUGAUUUGGAAAAGUGCCUCGCGCCUAAAAAAUUGCUAAGCACUAUCAAUUUAUUGAAUGUAAUUUUGGAUCAGUUUGGUGGUUUGAUGGGCGAUAAGUUACUUACCUACUUGAUAAAAAUAUUGCUUGUUGUUGGAUCAAUGGUUAGAGGAAUUAUGGUGCAAAUUGAAAAGGUUCAUUCUGGAUAUCUAGCAAUUUUAAGAAACGUCAGAACAUCUUCAAUAAAAACCCUCGAAAGGUUCUUUGAACAUUUUGAUAAAUAUCCUUGGAGCCCCACCCAGAUAAACGCCAUUUUUGACACAUUUGUGUGGCCCUAUUUGGACAAACUAACCAUUGAAGGUAUCCACAGCCCUACAGCUUUGUUAAAACUUAUCAAACAAUGGGGCUGCAAACCUAGAUACUUCAAGCUGCUCAAUAAAUUUAGAGAAGAAGACAAAAGCCAGUAUAUUUUGCCUCAAGUUUUUAAGCUUUUAGUUAACGAAAAGAGUAAUAUUUUGGUUGUAAAUGUAAUCUAUGAAAUAAUAGAAGCGUUGCUCAAAUACGAACCAUCGGAAGAAGAAUUGGAAUCACAAAUUGAAGUAGAUAACGUUUUAUCCAUUGACAAAAGCAUUUUAGAUAAAUGUAAACUUAACGAAAAGCUCAAUUAUGGAAGUUGUAUACUUUUGCCACACGUCCCAACAGUUUUAGAACGAAUUAAACGAAAACUUGAAGGCAAAAAUAAGUCUUUGAACAGAACAGAAUUAUUUAUUCUAUGCAGGAUUUCAGAAUUAGUUUGGGAAAGUUCCAUAAGCAACUCCAUCUUACAGCUUUUAAUGCCCAUUGUACUAAAAAAGUCCUCCUCAGACGAAGAAGUUGUCAUUCAACAUUUAACAACCGUUCAUAAUUUGCUUAAAAACAUUGAAAAACCUGAGAUUCAUUUAAGAAAUCUUACACCACUAUUUGGUGAAGUUGCCUAUGCUUCAUGCCGCAAGAUUUUAGUUAAAUCCUUGGAACAUAUUUCAAAUAAAUCUAAUGAUAUCGAUACAGCAUCAUUUUUAAUUGGAGAAUUGAACGCGUUUGAUGCUAAAUGGAUAGAUCAGCCAGAUUUUGAUAGAAGACACGAAGGUUUCAAAAAAAUCCAAGAUUUAAUUAAAGAAGACAAAAUCGAUGUGUCAUUUGGCAGUCUUCUAGUUUAUAAUUUAUACUAUUCAAUGAGAAAUGAAAAAGAUUUGUCUUUAAAGGAUAAUGCUUCACAUACACUAAGAACAUUGUGUCCUUAUCUAAUAAACAAAUUCCAAAAAAAUCCAAAAGAUUUAGAAUAUAUUUUAAACGAUUGCAUAUUUAGUUUAAUUAAAAACGGCAUGAGAACCAAUAAUAAUACAGAUUUAAGAAAUGAAUGCAUUUCUUUAUUAGGAUGUUUGGCAAGAGAUUGCCCUGAAAGUCAUUUCGCUUUAAGAGAUUUAAACAAAUUCACAAAUAAAUCGGAUCUUGAAGUAGAUUUUUUCGAAAAUUUAACUCACUUACAAAUACACCGACACGCUAGGGCUAUGACCAAAUUCUGUCAAAUAAUCAGAGAAGAAACUGUAGCUCCAAAUCCAAAAACCAUUACCCAGUUUUUGCUGCCACUGGCAACCUAUUAUAUAUGCUCGGAAAAGUUUUCCGGCAAAAAUGCCGUUAUUGAUGCUGCAAUUGAAAUGGUUGGAGUUAUUUGUAGAAUAACUCCGUGGCAUCAAUAUGAAGGAAUGUUGAAGUAUACAUUAUCAAAGUUGAGGUAUAAAGUUGAAUUUCAAAAGCAACUAGUGCGAUUGGUUGUGGCGAUUUUGGAUUCCUUCCAUUUUGAUUUGAGUAAAGGAUAUGUUGAGGAAUUGAAAAAUAAUUUUGCUAAUAAUGAUAAACCUAAUAAUGAUGUCGUUGAUGAAAAUAAAGAUGUUGCUGUUGAGGAAAUACUUGAGGAUGUAGAUGCUGACCUAAGUGAUUCAUUGGAUGAAGGGUUUGAAGAUAAUGAGGAAAGUGAUGAGAAUGAGGAAGAAAAGGGGGAUAAACCAGGGAAAAUUAUUGACAAAAUUACAGUUUUGUGCAAAUCUACUGCUACAAGAGUAAUUAAAACUAUCCAGGUUGUUCUUCUGCCUCAGCUCCAUAAAUCAUUAGCCGAAUUAACUCAGUAUGAUAAUUCUCAUAAGGUGAAUAGGAAAAAAACUGGAUUUGAAAGGGAAGAAGAAGAUUUGGCUAGAGUUCCUAUUUCUUUGGCUGUUGUGAAACUACUACAAAGAUUACCAAAGGAGAUUCUCGAUUUAAAUUUACCAGGAGUUUUCCUGAAAAUAUGCACCUUCCUCAAAUCUCACUUAGACUCCGUAAGAAGGAUAGCAAGAGAAACUUUGCAAAAAAUUAUGCUUGCUUUGGGACCUAAAUAUUUGAAGUUACUUUUAGGGGAAAUUGCUCCCCUAAUGAGCAGAGGGUAUCAAGUACAUGUAUUGGUUUUUACAGUACACGGUGUAUUGAAUUGUUUGAAAGGAGCUUAUCAGGCACAUGAUAUCGAUGAGAUUCUACUGACAGUUUUGAAUUUAUGUACUGCAGAUUUGUUUGGUAUCUUAUCAGAAGAAAGAGAAGUAGUGAAAAUCACUGCCAAAGUCGCCGAAGCAAAAUCAACAAAAAGCUAUGACACCCUACAAAUUCUCGCCCAACACAUUACCGAAAAAUGCCUCAUGGACAUGAUUUUCCCUGUGAAAAAACUUUUAGAAUCUAACCACAGUUUUAAAACGGUCAAUAAAGCUCAGGAUGCUUUAAGACACAUAUCUUUAGGUCUUGUAGAUAAUGAAUUUGUUUCUGUAGAGUCAUUACUUAAAUUUGCUUAUGGUACUUCAGCACAAAAAAUACCAUCGCUUUUACCUAUUAAAAAGAAAAUUCCAAACAAAAAUGAUAAAGAUACAAAAAUUGAAAGAGAAGAUUGCUAUAUCAUACCAAAAAUACCUGGCAAUAGGGCGGCUUAUAGAGAAUUGAAUGUAAAAACAUCUUCGGAUACUAACGCACAUUUGUUAGUUGAGUUUGGUCUGAGGCUAUUUUUUGUAAUGUUAAAACGAGACAAGAUCAAGAAUAAAGAGUAUAGGCCUUUUAUUGAUCCGUUUGUGGCUAUAUUUAGGAAUUGUUUGAAAUCCAAACAUGUUAAGUUGUGCUCAUUGACUCUUCAAUGUCUGCAGUGGGUGAUGAAAUAUGAGUUACCUUCAAUGAAACAAAGUAUUAAACCAAUCACAAAAGAAAUGUUUUCUAUAUUACAUAAAUUCGCUGCUUCUGGACUAAGCAAAGGAGACAAUUUUGAUUUAGUGGUAGCCGCUUUCAAGGCUGUGGCAGUUCUAGUACGCGACGUCCAAUACUACACUGUGGACACUAACCAAUUAAAAGUAUUAUUAAUGUACGUAGAACAAGAUAUGCACGAUCACGACAGACAAGCAACAGCGUUUGGCUUGUUGAAAGCUAUUAUAUCACGAAAAUUAAUAGUUCCUGAGAUUCAUGAGGUUAUGUCCAAAGUGGCCGAGUUGAGUAUCACUGCUGAGUUGAAUUAUGUCAGAUCACAAGCGAGGUCAGUUUUCCAUCAAUUCAUUAUGGAAUACCCACUGGGAAACGCUGUAGAAAAGCAUUUGAGCUUCUACAUUUCCCAAAUGAGCUUCGAUAUGCAAUAUGGACGAGAAUCUGCUAUUGAAAUGAUCAAUUUGUUUAUCAAUUCAUUUCCACUGCCAGUCCUAAAAAACCACAGCGGUACCCUCCUCAUAACUCUAGGAGCCAGAUUGGUCAACGACGAAGUUCCAGAAUGCAGAAAAAUGGUUGCCGAUUGCAUAUCUUCAAUGCUUCAAAAAUUCCCAAAAACUGCCAGGGAUCCUUUAUUUGAAAUUUUGACUUUAUGGCUAAAAGACAAAGAAUUGAGUCAUCGCCGUUUGUCAGCCCAACUUUGUGGAAUCUUCGUUACAGUCGAAAAAAGCGAUUUCGAAUCUCGUUUACCAGAAGCUGUGCCUCUUAUUCUAAAACAAUUCGGUUUGACCAAUCAAAGCCCAGGAAAAUUCGUAAAACUUAACAAACAGAAAGACCUCCCUGAAGAAAUGCAGCGCUUGAAGGACCACCAUCACUAUCAAGUAUUGCAACUGAUUUUAAAAGUUUGUGCCCAUUGUCCAGCAUUUUUGAAAAAUACUGAAGCCAUUGAAAAUUUAGCUUAUUACACGCAAACCUUGUUGGCCUAUCCCCACGAUUGGGUGCGUUUAUCGGCAGCGCAAUUUCUAGGUUUUAUUUUAUCAUCUAUGGAUGCUGAUAAAUUAGCAACAUUGCUGUUAAAUGGAGAAUCACUAGCUGGAUAUCUUUUCAGUGAUCCAGAGAAUUGCAUUAAAAGCUUAACAUUAGAUUUAUGUGAUCAGUUGCAGCCUGGUGAUAUUAAUAGCGAUAUGGCAGAACAAGUUAUUAAAAAUUUAGUAUUUAUUGCACGAGUUUUGCAAAAAAUCCCAUUUGAUUCUAAAAUAAGCAUUAAUUUAUUGUGGCUCAGUAAAAGGAUGCGUAAAAUUGUCAAUGCUGAGGUUAUUGAAACAAGUGAUAGCACUAUUUUGAGGAUGGAAGUUUUCAAAUGGAUAGCUGGUGUAGUGACUGCAUUGGAUAUAGAAAAUAUUCGGCCUGUGGUGCAUCACUUAUUAGCUCCUUUAGUAAGGGAAAUGAUUACUACUGAAGAAAAAAAUGCCCCUCUAAGGCAACUGGGCAAAGAAGUGGCUGGUUUAUUUAAAAAGAAACUAGGCAUUGAGGAAUAUAUGAAAAUAUUGCAAAAGUUACAGCAAACUUUAACAGUGAAAAGGGCUGAAAGAAAAAGGGAUAGAAGUCAGUUGGCCAUUACUGAUCCAGAAGUGUACGCCAAAAAGAAGAUUAAAAUACAUGAGAAGAAGAAAAUUUCCAAGAAAAGAAAGUUGGAAGAAAUUAGAGGAAAGAAGAGUUUUAAGAGGAAAAGGGUGGUUGAUUUGGAAGUAGAUAAUUAAGAAAUCAUGUAAAUAUGUAUUUUAAAUUUUGUAAGAUACAUUUUAUAAUAAUUGUGAUAAAUUUUAUAUGUAAAUAGAAAUACAAGUUUGUUUUUGACAAAAAUAAUUUUUUGUAAUGAAUACCUACUAAACUAUAACAAAAUAUUUUAGGAACAAUUUCCUCUCUUGAUUCUCCAUUUUUGCGCGUUCACUACGGUGGAUGACAUUUUUUCCGAAAUUCCAUUAGACCAGGCAAAUUUUAUAUGAAAUAUCUUCUUGUCCCUUGGAGCAAUUUAAACAUUUUUUUUUUCUUCACGGAAUUUGAGCUAAAAAUUACAAAGAAAUUGACUUUUAUUUUAGAUAUGACCAAGAUAUAAAUUUCCUAAAAAUAAAAAAAAAUAAAUAAAAACGAAAAACGAAACAAAAACUCAGUCAUUGAAAUGAUCCUCGUCUAGAACACAAUAGUCUAGGAAAAUUGUCGAUUUUCAACAAAAAAAAUCCUAGCCAAAAGAACUUUUCAGGAAUGAUAGGGGGAGGGUGGGUGAUCAUAAAACCGAAAAUAUCAAACAUUCACCCCUCUGGCGUUUUGCGCUAUAGGGGUUGAAAGUGCGCCAUUGGCGAUUACUUGGUACCUAUUGAUUUUACAAAAAAAUGUUUGAAAUAAAAGAUGUGCAACAUUAUUUGAUCUACAAUGUUUAUCUGAAGAAUUUUUUUAUUAAGGGCCAUCUGUGGUCAUAAGGGCCGUUUGAAAUUUUAUAAUGAAAAUGAAAAAUUUUAACCAACGUGAAAAAAAUUUCUACAACACAUACAACAUUUUUGCUUUAUGAAGUUUUUACUCACCCCCUGCCG